AUGGAAAUUUAUGUUGAUGACGAGGCAAAAUUGACCCUUCAUGGUCUUGUACAGCACUACAUCAAAUUGAGUGAGCUUGAGAAAAACCACAAGCUGAAUGACCUUCUUGAUGCACUGGACUUCAAUCAAGUUGUUAUAUUUGUCAAAAGUUUAAGCAGAGCUGUUGAGUUGAACAAAUUGCUAGUUGAGUGUAAUUUUCCAUCAAUCUGCAUCCAUUCUGGCAUGUCCCAGGAAGAAAGGCUGACACGCUACAAGGGUUUCAAGGAGGGGCACAAGAGGAUACUUGUGGCAACAGAUUUGGUUGGUAGGGGAAUCAACAUCGAAUGUGCUAACAUUGUCAUCAACUAUGACAUGCCAGAUUCUGCAGAUACUUAUCUGCACAGGGUAGGUCAAUUGUUUUUUAGCUUGUCUUGUAUGUCAAAGCCAGGUUCUCGUUUCUUGUCUGUACGUAAAACCCAGAUGAAUGAGCAGUCUUCAAGAAGUCAUUUUGUUUUCACUCUUCGAAUAUCUGGUAUUAAUGAGUUUACUAGAGAAUUACCAAUUAUGAACAUUUCUCUACAGCUUGUCUUGCUGACACGCUACAAGGGUUUCAAGGAGGGGCACAAGAGGAUACUUGUGGCAACAGAUCUGGUUGGUAGGGGAAUCAACAUCGAAUGUGUUAACAUUGUCAUCAACUAUGACAUGCCAGAUUCUGCAGAUACUUAUCUGCACAGGUUUGUAAGCAAGACCCAGAUGAAUGAGCAGUCUUCAAGAAGUCAUUUUGUUUUCACUCUUCGAAUAUCUGGUAUUAAUGAGAUACUUGAAGGUUUUCUAAUCUUUAAAUUAUUUCAUGCGUUAGAAAACCCGUCCUGUGUGUAUGAGGAGAAGCCAGUUGUUGCUUAUGCCUUGAUGGAAGUUAUUGAAGCAGCUGACCUCAAGCCUGCAGAUUUGCAUGGAUUGGCUGAUCCAUAUGUAAAACUUGGUCCUUACGGAAUGAGGACUAAUAGAAAGUGA
Molecule: messenger RNA, 993 nt
Organism: Camellia sinensis
Lineage: Eukaryota; Viridiplantae; Streptophyta; Magnoliopsida; Ericales; Theaceae
Source: RefSeq, a predicted model, not a curated record